GUCAUGGGCUGGUCCAUUCCAGCGUCAUCUAUGGGGGGAGAAGGGGGAGCAGACCCGAGCUGUGGUGUGAUGAAGCAUAAUUUAUCCUAAUUUUCCCUCUUGCGUCUUUUACACUGAGAUCGAACGUUUUGGAAUUUUAGCCAUUGGAAAGUGAACACCAAAACAUUGGACCCGUAUCUGUACAUUGAGAGCUUGGGCUAGGUUUAAACAUUCAAACGAACUAAUCUGAAACCUGAACAUUGUUACAAAGUAUCAACCCGUUUUGAUGUGAUAUUCUUUGAUUGAUCGGUUUUCUUAGACGAUAGAUUUGAAUCAAUACACCCCUGACGCUGGUGGCGCUUCCUAAGUUAUAUCAUGGUGGAAUUCUGAUCGUCUUCUUUUUGUAGCCGUUGUACUCUCUGCGCUGCUAACUUGGUCAGACGUUCUUGUCCUGGGGUUCUCUAGCGGUCAGCUCUGUUUUUUGGUCUAGCUCUAUACCUACACCAGCCGUUCUUAUGGUUGUUAACACAAUGGAUACCGAGGCCGCCAAAAACUACAGAAAAAAAAAAAUUGAGGAGAUUGGCAAGAUGACCGCCCUCAGUCAAGAUGAGAUUGUCAGCAAUACCAGAACAGUGAUACAGGGUCUAGACACCCUGAAGAAUGACUACCAACAAAUUCUGAACACACUUUUGUCCUCCAUGAAAACCAUCAAGAGGGAGAAUGGAGACACGAAUCUCGUUGAAGAGAAAACUAACAUACUACAGAGGUCGCUUGAGACCAUAGAGCUUGGGCUAGGAGAGGGCCAGGUUAUGAUGGACUUGUCUAAUUACUUGUGCAAGAUAGAAGCUGAAAAACAAAAACUUAGAGCUCAAGUUCGGCGACUUUGCCAAGAAAACGGCUGGCUCAGGGAUGAGCUGGCUACAACACAACAAAAAUUACAAUUUAGUGAACAAAGAGUAGCAACACUAGAAGAAGAGAAAAAGCACUUGGAGUUCAUGAAUGAAAUGAAGAAAUUUGAUGAUGGCGAUGGUCAUACAUCUGCUCCACAAGAAGAAAAAGAGUCUGAAGCACCAUCACAGUUAGAUGACCUUGGCUUUCCAGAUGCUGAUGACGAUCAAUCACCAGAAGUGCUCUCCCCAUCCCAACCCAGUGCAAUGGCUCAUGCUGCCAGUGGCGGUUAUGAAAUCCCCGCAAGACUCCGCACUCUCCAUAACCUUGUCAUUCAAUAUGCAUCCCAGGGGCGCUAUGAGGUGGCGGUACCUCUCUGCAAACAGGCCCUGGAGGACCUUGAGAAAACUUCUGGGCAUGACCACCCUGAUGUGGCAACCAUGCUCAAUAUACUGGCCCUUGUGUACAGGGACCAGGGAAAAUACAAGGAAGCUGCCAAUCUACUCAAUGAUGCCCUAAACAUUCGUGAGAAGACCUUAGGCCCUGACCACCCAGCUGUGGCUGCCACAUUAAACAAUUUAGCUGUUUUGUAUGGAAAACGUGGCAAAUACAAAGAAGCAGAACCUUUGUGCAAACGAGCAUUAGAAAUUAGAGAAAAGGUACUAGGUAAAGACCAUCCUGAUGUAGCAAAGCAAUUGAACAAUUUGGCUUUGUUAUGUCAAAAUCAGGGCAAGUAUGAGGAGGUGGAGCAGUACUAUCAGAGAGCACUUGAGAUCUAUGAAGAAAAGCUGGGUCCUGAUGACCCUAAUGUAGCUAAAACUAAAAACAAUUUGGCUUCAGCAUAUUUGAAGCAAGGCAAAUACAAACAAGCAGAAGUUUUAUAUAAAGAAGUUUUAACAAGAGCACAUGAAAAAGAAUUUGGGAAAGUUGAAGGUGAAAAUAAACCUAUAUGGAUGAGAGCCGAAGAACGAGAAGAAAAUAAGGGUAAAAGUAAAGAAGGUGGACCUCCAUUGCCAGAAUAUGGUGGCUGGCACAAGAAUGCCAAAGUUGACAGCCCAACUGUUACCACAACACUGAAGAAUCUUGGUGCCCUUUACCGGAGACAGGGAAAGUACGAGGCUGCAGAAACACUGGAGGAAUGUGCUAUCAAGUCCAAGAAAAAUGCUUUGACCACAGGUGGGAAGAUCGGCAAACUCACAACAGAUUUGGGUAUAAAUGACACCCCGCCUGCCUCCAACAGAGGCCGCGUGGCUGCUCGGCAUGGGCCCUCUGACCCCAACGAAAAUGAGGAUGUGAGUAGUGGAUUGUGGCUAGGGGACGGGAGUGGAAGGAUGCGACGUAGCGGUUCAUUUACCAAAUUGAGGGCGUCGUUGAAGCGCAGCAGUGCUAAACUUGUACAGAAACUCAAAGGAAAGGGCCCUGAAGGCGAAGCAGGUGGAAGCUUUAAUUGGCAUGUACGAAGCCUUUACUAUUCUGAGAGUAUGAAAAGAGCAAGCUCCAUGUCAGUUCUCAACAUAAUCAGCAGUAGUGAUGACAAGUUACAUGAAAGUCGGCGAUCAGUUGGAGACUUGAGUAUACAAAGUACAGGAGACCUUAGUGUACGGGGUAGGACAGCCAGCACAGACCAGUUGCCUGCAAGAUUGUUUUAGCUUGGAAUUUUGUUUAGCUUAAUCAUAUUGUGCUUGAACAGUGAUGAGAGACUGCUUGAAUGAAAGAGAAAAAUAUUUUAGCUUUUUGUACUUUAUAAGGAACUUCACACAAAAAAAUGUAGGCCUAGUUAAAUGUUUAUUACUAUUAGAAAAUCUUUUGUUUUUUUUGGAAAAAAAAGUGUAAAUGUUUUUUGAUUUAUUGCUUGCAAAAGGUUUACUAAAUUACUUUGACCAACUGCUAGGUAUUUAUGAGAUGCUGAGUAUGCUGUAACAAGAUGCUUUUAUAAGCAUUUUUUGAAAAUACAUUAAAAAUCAUUGAAUAUGUAGACCACACCAUCAACAACCACUUUCCUUUUACACAGUAGAAAAAAAUAAACAAAUACAUAAUAAUUAUAAACCUUUUUUUUUUUUUGAGGUUUUUUGUUUUCUUGUGAUUUGGAAACAUAAAAGUCAUCAUGUGUAGCAAAAUUCACUAAGUUUUUAUAGUGGUCAAUCACGUUGAUUAUUCUGUUUUUAAAAAAAAAAAAAUUGUAUCAUUCAUGAAUGGCCAACAGUGGUGUGAGGUAUGGUUGUUUAAGUAUACUAUCCAUCAAAGAAAAUAUUCUGACAAACUUUAACUUCAUUGACAAUAUUUGAAAACGUGAUACAUUUAAUCUUUUUUAUUGCUUUUCUAUUUUUUAAAUUGCCAUCAUCAACUCAGUUCUGCAUCUCCAUCUAGUCAUCAUUUAGUGUUCUUCGUUUUAAAUUUAGGUUGUAGUACUUUUUAAAAACAAAAUCUGUGUGAAAGUAAAGGCAUGCAUGGCUUUAACAUAGGUCUCCCGUACACAACCAAAGGUCUUUCAUCCAUUAGAACUGACUGCCUGGAUGGGGCGAUACUUUCCGUCACAUCAUCGUAACAAGCCACUCCUGCAAGCACCAAACACUUUCACCUAAUUCUCUUUGAUAAAAAAAAAGUCUUCAGGUUUAAAUGUCAUUGUUGGUCUCACAAACAUCUUUUUUUUUUUUGUUUACGGUAUUUCAUUUCUCUUAGUAGAUUGGGCUCAUUCACAUCUUAAAAUGCUGAAAAAAAUCUUAUUUAAAAAAAAAAUUAGAAUAAGUUACUUGAUUUUGUUACAUGUGUUUUUCUUAAACAAGAGUGUGUCUUCUCCAUUAUCAUAUAAAACAAAAACAUUAUUUAGAAAUACCUACCUUAUUUCCAAAGCAUACGUGUAUUUAAAACCUCCAACUCACUCAAUACAUUAUAAUGUUAAUUUAAAGUUAGUGAUAGAAUGUUUUUACAGACUUGUUCUGGCUUGUUGGGAGCUAUCUCAUAGAGAGACAUUUAUCAGACCUUCUCUUUACACACAAAUGUUUCGCUCUUUCUUCUAGAGAGGAGUUUUGUGCCAAAUGAUACUCUGUGUAGCAUUAAUUCCUGACAAGUCUAGAACUGUCACUGGCAUGACCAGAGGGUUGGUUCACAUGUGUUUGCCAUUAUGCAUAGACAUCAUUACAUGUAUAAUUCUCAUUUUUCACCGAUCAAAUUACUGCUUUGUGCUGGAUUUCUUUGAAGAGUGGGUUAACUGGGGGGAAAUAACAAUUGCUUACCUUGCACACUUAUCCCAUUUUAGUUUUUAAUUUCUAAUUUCCAAUUGUUCAUGUAGUUUGAGUUUGGUUGAAUUCUUAUUCAUGAAUUAACCACAUGGAACCCCCAUAGUAUUUAUGUUCUUGUACAUCUCAUCUUUGAUUUUCAUAGUCUCUUCCAUUGAGAUCAAACUUAUCAUGUGGAUUAGCUCAUUGUAUUAAGAGAUGGAGUAAAAACAAUCUUUUAGUGUAUUUGUCAAUCUGAAUAUAGAUGUUAAAAGGCUGUGAUUAUAUAGAUUCAUCAAGUUUUGUCCUCAGUUUCAUCUUAAUUUUUAUUUACCGCUGCUUUUUUUUUUUUGUUUCGCUGUACAUAUACAUAAGCCAAUGUUAGUUCACCCUAUAUUUUUAAAAAUGUUCUGGCAUUCUUACCAGGUUGAAAAUUUUCAAAAAUAUUGUAGGGAAAAUUAGAGAUAAUUUGACUUUGAAUGAAAUUUCUAAUUUGUCAUGUGGAUGUAUCUAUUGUAGUUAUAAACUUUUCUGAUUAGCUUAUCAAAUGCUAUUUAAGUCCAAUAAAAAAAAACAUCUCCUUUUCAUGUGUGUGCGUUUCAUUUUUAAAAAUGUAAAUGGGACUAAUUUUAAUUUAGUCAUUACUACAUCAAAUUUAUGAGUGCAAUGAAAUCUCAUGCGAGAUUAUUUUAAAAUCUUGCUGAUUCUUUUCCCAAUACAUAUUUACUGGGUGGAUGUUGAGGCAAAAAAAUGUAAUAUUUACCCCUAAAGAGAAGAAAACUUAAUCAGUUAUGAAAUGUAACUUGUAGAACAGUAAUAUAUUCUUUAGCCGUUAAAUAUCUAUAUGUAAUCACUGCUAAGGCUGUACUUGUUUAAUAACCCUUUUAUGCCAUUAAUAAUUAAGUUAAUAUAAAAAAAAACAUCUGAGUGUCUUUAUUAAUAUGUAUUAAUUACAAUAAUUUAGUGCUUUUUAGAACAAGAGUGAAUGAAUGAAGUUUGUGAGUUUUGAGAGUGGCCUUAGUGACAUUUUGUUCAAGCAUGAUUACCAUAGAAAUGUGGCUGCCUCACCUUGCAAGCAUAUUAUAAACCAUUCCAUCAAGUAAACGUUUGUUAACAGUACAGUAAUGCUUAUCUCAAUGUAGUGUUGUUUAGUUGUCUAAGUUUAGAAUAAAAUUAUCUUUUUCUCAUUUAUGAAGUCUGCACCUUUCUGAAGCUAAAUCAUUAGUUCCACCCAGAUUAUGUAUAAACAACUUUACUGCUCUAAACAUAUUUAUAAAUUCUUUUAAAGGAUCCAACAUUGAGCGAAACAAAAUCUGGAUAAUUUACUCCCUACCUUUCAAAUGCUAGCUUAACUGUAUUUUUUAAAAUCAAUUUGCCAUGUUGCAUUUAGUGGCAACUUUUUUUUGUCCAGCUUAACUGCCAGUGUUAUCACCACUAGAAUAUUAUGUGCAUAUUAUUUUUGUGCGUGAAUUGAGAGAAAAAUGAAAGUGACUGAAAAAAGGGUAAGACAUAGUUGAGCUAUUGUGCAAUUCAAACAUCAGGGCUUUUUAAUUUAUAUUUUGUAAUGUAUUUUUUCAAGACUUGGCGUGGAAAUAUUUGUUGUAAAUUAUUUCAAAUGCAAUUGGUUUCAAAAUUACUAACGGAAUUCUAUUGCUAGUUUAAUUAAGUUCAAGAGCUGUAUUUAAUUAUUAGUUCACAAUCUAAUAAUAAAUCUAUAUUUUAAUUAUUAUUUUUUUUAAAUUACGAUUAUUGCAACAAAAAAAUAAUUGUGACUCAAUAUUUUAAUAAACUUCAGAAAAUAAAUCAAUGCUUGAACAUCUUAUAAAAUUGUCCAAAACAUUUUAAGGUUUGUUUAUACCCCUUUUUUCAGUCCCUCUAAAAUAUGCUUGUACCACAGUAGAACUUUGUUAUAACCAAACUGUGUCUUGUGAAUACAAUUUUUAUAUAUUAUAAAAAAAAUAUUUGGACAAUCUUUAAAAAAAAACCUGGUUUAGUGAUAAGUAAAACGGACUAACCAUUUCUAACAAACUUAUUAGUAUGGCACCAGAUCAGUGUGUGAAUUGAAAUACCUGUAUUGACGAAUGAAGGCUAUAAUGUAAUGCUUGAUCUUACUGUACACUUAACUAUCAUACAUUAUAUUAGUGUAUUGUACUUGCUUGUCUGGGUCUGCUAUUACUGAAUCAACAGCUAAUGCAAACAAAAUUUCCCCUAAUGGUAAGGGGCUUAAAUUACAUGUACUUUUUGGAGUAAUCUGGGUUCAUGUACAGCAAAAUACAUUUCUAAGCUUUUGUUGAAUCCUGAUUAUUUAUUAAAUUUGGUCAAUCAUA
This is a messenger RNA of Physella acuta, 6409 nucleotides long. Its product is annotated as kinesin light chain. The record is from RefSeq and is a predicted model, not a curated record. Gene Ontology annotation, biological process: microtubule-based movement. Gene Ontology annotation, molecular function: kinesin binding. Gene Ontology annotation, cellular component: cytoplasm; kinesin complex. Lineage: Eukaryota; Metazoa; Mollusca; Gastropoda; Physidae.